This is a messenger RNA of Microplitis demolitor, 746 nucleotides long. It is a transcript of the gene CUTA, whose product is annotated as divalent-cation tolerance protein CutA. Gene Ontology annotation, molecular function: copper ion binding. Bases 108 to 542 code for a protein of 144 amino acids. The record is from RefSeq and is a predicted model, not a curated record. The transcript is spliced from 5 exons. NCBI's taxonomy places the organism in Eukaryota, Metazoa, Arthropoda, Insecta, Hymenoptera, Braconidae. Gene Ontology annotation, biological process: response to metal ion.
GGUUAGCUCUCACGAUCAAACAGUCAGAGAGAAAUAACCUAAUUUGUAAUUGUACAUUUAAGAAUUUCUGUAUCUUGUAAUAAUAAAUAAUCAUAUUAUAUUUAUAAAUGAAAAGUUUAUCAAUAACUCUACCUUUAACUCUCAGUUUAUUAUUAUUUAAAAAUAUAAAUUUAUCAGUGGGACAACGCGCAAUGAAUACAUUGGCUGGAAUAUAUUCUGUUGCUUAUGUCACUGUACCAGAUGAUCAAGUCGCAAAAAAAUUAGCACAUGGAAUAGUUAAAAAUAAAUUAGCAGCAUGUGUCAAUAUCAUACCGCAAAUAACAUCAAUUUAUGAGUGGAAAAAUGAAAUAAAUGAAGACCAGGAACUUCUUCUGAUGAUUAAAACAAGAACUGAAACUAUUGGAAACUUGACAGAUUUUGUAAAAAAAAAUCAUCCUUAUGAAGUUUGUGAAGUUAUAUCACUUCCUAUUAAUGAUGGUAAUGAGCAAUAUUUAAAUUGGAUAGGUGACAUUGUACCCUCAUCAUUAUCACCUAAAAAGUAAUACAUUCAACAUUCGACAAUUAAACUUUUUUCAUUGUCAAUUACAUGAAAUUCCAAUACAAACAUAGCGAGUCGAAAAUUUCAUAGAUUUGAAUUUUCGCGCUUUAUUCUUUUUCUACUUUAAAUGUUGUGUACAUUUAUUUCGUAUGUAAAAAAUUCUAAAUAAUGUAAUUCAUGCUUUCAAUUAAAAAAUAAUCAUAUGUUA